AUGGCAGCAAGAAACGAAGUACCAGAAGAAUCUGUUGACGGUCCAUAUUACCUCGAGAAUGUUUUGAUUCCGGAAGAAUCCGAAGAUGAUUAUAAAUACGACGAAGUCUCUGUCGACGACGAUAUCAGCAUAACUGAGGGGGAGGAGGACUUAGAAACUACGGUAAAAUCAUUGCGGGCUCGAAUUGAAAACAACGAAUGCACAACACAGAGGGUUACUUCCGCCAGGCAACCAGUUCCUAAAAUCCCUGAGGUGGUGGACGACUUUCUUCGCAAUUACCUGGUUAAAAUGGGCAUGGCGAGAACAUUAGACUGCUUCCAAACCGAGUGGUUUGAGAUGCUACAGAAAGGCUCACUGAAAACUGGCCAAAUGGAGCUCGUCCCAGAUGUCUAUACACAAAACCAGCUCCUGGAAAACGAGCUGAAAAGUGUGAAAAUAGAACGAGACAGUUACAAACAAGCUGCAUAUGAAGCUGGAGAGACCAUAGUGAAACUUCAAAGAGAGAGGGACUUCCAUAGGAUGCAGCACAAGCGUGUUGUUCAAGAGAAGAACAGACUUGUUGAGGACAUACACAAGCUGAAGAAACACUAUGCAUCCUAUGAGCCAGCUCUCAGACAACUAAAUGAGAAGUAUCAGACAGCUCUGAGGAAUAAGAUGCUGGUUAGUCUGGAGAGAGACAGAGCUUUCAGCCAGGUUCAGAACCUAGACAGUUUUCAUAAUGCACAAUCUACCCUAGGAAACCGAACAACUCUCAGAGCUGCUAACCAUCCACAGGAAAGGAAGAAAAUCCAGACUAGUACAGAAAAAGGAACGCGCCUAUCAUGUGACAGCAUUGCAUCACAUGAUGCUAUGAAAGACCCCAACAAGAACACAAAACACCCUAAGGACUCCGAAUUCCCAGUCAGCACCCGUGUCAAUCACUACCUGCCACAAAUCAAAGCUCUUUCCUCCCACAACAUCAACUCAUCCAACUACUCUCUAUCCAACUACUCUCUAUCCAACUCUUUCAAAGCACACACUAUGGCAGUGAGCUGCCUUGCUCUCCAUCCCCAUAAGAUGAUUGUAGCCUCCUCAAGUGAUGACCAGCUUUGGAAAUUAUGGGGAAUACCAGAAGGAGAGAUGAUCAUGACUGUUGAGGGUCACACUGAUUGGCUAUCAGCUUGUAGUUUCCAUCCUAGUGGCGGUUACCUGGGUACAACGAGUGGAGACAGCACAGUUAAGAUUUGGGACUUUGCUCAGGGUCGAUGUGUGCUCAGCUUGGAAGGACACAUCCACGCCACCUGGAGCUGUUCGUUCCAUUCCUGCGGUGAUUUUUUGGCCUCUUGUUCUAUGGACAACACAGCCAAAGUAUGGGACUUAAACAGCGAGCGUUGCCGCUGCACUCUGCGGGGACAUGUCGACUCAGUGAACAGCAUUUCUUUCCUGCCCUUUUCAAACAUUCUACUCACCUGCUCUGCAGAUAAGACCCUGUCUCUCUGGGACGCCCGCGCUGGAUUGUGUGCACAGACUUUCUACGGACACAAUCAUUCAUGCAACUACGCAACUUUCAAUGUCACGGGGGACACAAUUGCUUCAUGUGACUCUUUCGGGGUCGUCAAAUUAUGGGAUGUGAGGAACGUAUCAGCUAUGGUGACCAUCGACACCGGGCCUCAUCCCAGCAAUCAAGUUGCCUUCAGUCCAAAUGGACAAAUGCUAGCAGUUGCAAGUAACGAUGGCUCAGUUAAACUAGUGGAAGUGGCAUCUUUAUAUUUGUCAAGCCUAUCGGGUCAUGAUGAUGCGGUUCAGAGUGUCAUUUUUGAACAUACAGGGUGCCUUAUAUCUGCAGGGUCUGACGGUGCAAUUCUCAUCUGGUCAUAAAAAUAAAUAUUUUUGAGAAAUGCAUUUCAAGUGAAAAUGU
Messenger RNA from Xyrauchen texanus (razorback sucker), 1897 nucleotides. Its product is annotated as sperm-associated antigen 16 protein. The record is from RefSeq and is a predicted model, not a curated record. Gene Ontology annotation, molecular function: protein binding. Lineage: Eukaryota; Metazoa; Chordata; Actinopteri; Cypriniformes; Catostomidae. Gene Ontology annotation, cellular component: axonemal central apparatus. Gene Ontology annotation, biological process: axoneme assembly.